Molecule: messenger RNA, 3821 nt
Organism: Dissoconium aciculare CBS 342.82
Lineage: Eukaryota; Fungi; Ascomycota; Dothideomycetes; Mycosphaerellales; Dissoconiaceae
Product: ARM repeat-containing protein
Exons: 3
Coding region: 313-3630 (1105 amino acids)
Biological process (GO): protein import into nucleus
Cellular component (GO): nucleus; cytoplasm
Molecular function (GO): nuclear import signal receptor activity; small GTPase binding
Source: RefSeq, a predicted model, not a curated record
AAUCUUCCUCGUCAUAAAAUUUGACAUUCUAUCUGACGUCUUACUGUUCCUUGGGAUCUUCCGCUUGGGGUGAGAAACGGAUCCGGCCGUGGAUCUAUUAAUUGAGGGCCCUGGUUUUUGCCGCCGAAUCGGAAAGCACCGUCGACGCAAUCCGAUAAAUUUCCCCCACCACUGGAAACACUAUAUUCUGUCAGGUAGGCCUCUCGGUUGCAGGUCUGCACAACAACAAAACAUCCUCUGCAUCUUACACCGACUCUCUGGAUCGACGCGACCGGCAUUUGGUUUGCGCACGACGGUCCAAAACCCGGCAUCAUGUCGGUCCUAUCGUCUGAUGUUCACAGCGCCUUGACGCAAUUGCUUCAAGGCCUGCAAUCUCCAGACAACACCGUCCGCACCCAGGCGGAGACCAAUCUCAACAACGAAUGGGUUAAUACCCGACCCGAUGUGCUGCUGCUGGGACUGGUAGAGCAACUCGGCGGAUCAAACGAUGAAGGUGCACGAUCUUUCUCCGCUGUACUCUUCCGCCGCCUUUCGACCCGCACCAUCAAAGACACCGCGGGCACUGCUCCUAGCAAGGAGCUGUUCCUGCACCUGAACCUUCAAACGCAGACCGAGAUCCGUACGCGUCUACUGGAGGCCUACGUCCGAGAGACGGUCAAGCCGAUUCGACACAAGAUUGCGGAUGCGGUGGCGGAGCUUGCGAGACAAUACACAGACAAUGAAGUUCUUGCAGCUGAUGGCUCGCGAGAGAAUUGGGCAGAUUUGCUCAGUGCGCUCUACCAAGCGAGCCAGUCUCCCGAUGUUACCCUCCGGGAGUCAGCAUUCCGCAUCUUUGAGCAAACACCUGGCAUUAUUGAAAAACAACACGAGAACAUCAUCUUGGAGGUCUUCCAGCGCGGUCUGAACGAUGAUUCGGUUGAUGUGCGGAUCGCCACCAUGCUGGCCUUCUCCUCUUUCUUCCAAUCGCUCUCGAAGAAGGCUCAGCCGAAAUACCAGGUGCUUAUCCCGUCUAUCCUCAACACGCUCGUUCCCUUGCACGAAGAGGAGAACUCCGAGCAGCUCUCUCGUGCGCUCGCAGCGAUCAUUGAUCUCGCAGAGACUUCGACAAAGAUGUUCAAGAGCUCUUUCUCGGCGCUUGUUGGUGUAUGCAUCAAGAUGAUCCAGGAUAAACAAUUAGAGGACCCGGCGCGUCAGAACGCCAUGGAGCUCAUGGCAACAUUCGCAGACUUCAGUCCCAAGAUGUGUAAGAGCGACAAGGAUUACGUGACGGACAUGGUGACACAGUGUUUGGCGUUCAUGGCCGAAGUCGGUGCUGAUGACGAGGAUGCGGAGGAAUGGCUCGCGGCGGAGGACAUCGACUUUGACGAGACCGACACCAACCAUGUUGCUGGUGAGCAAGUCAUGGAUCGUCUGGCUAACAAGAUUGGUGGCAAAGAUCUGCUUCCGCCCACCUUUAUUUGGCUUCCGCGUAUGUUGGAGACGGGUAGCUGGCGUGACAAGCACGCAGCCUUGAUGUGCAUCUCUGCCAUUUCCGAGGGUUGCCAAGAUCUGAUGGAGGCAGAAUUGGAGAGCGUACUCCGCCUUUUGAUGCCUUCCCUCGAGGACCCUCAUCCUCGCGUUCGGUGGGCUGCUUGCAACGCGCUCGGUCAGAUGUCUACCGACUUCAAGGGAACCAUGCAGACCAAGUGGCAUCAAGUCGUUCUUCCGGCUUUGAUCAGUAUCCUCCAAGCACCCGAGCCUCGUGUGCAAUCUCACGCCGCUGCGGCGUUGGUCAACUUUUGUGAGGAGGCCGAGAAGGAGAUUCUGGAGCCUUAUCUUGACUCACUUCUUUCCAACCUCAUGCGAUUGCUCGCCAGCGAGAAGCGCUUCGUGCAGGAACAGGCUCUGUCGACCAUCGCCACUGUUGCUGAUUCGGCUGAAAGCACUUUCGGGAAAUGGUACCCUGAUCUCAUGCCUGCUCUAUUCAGCGUCUUGCAGCAGCCCAACGAGAAAGAAACUCGCCUACUCCGCGCCAAAGCGAUGGAAUGUGCUACACUCAUUGCUCUUGCUGUUGGCAAAGAACGUAUGGGCCAGGAUGCUACCCAGCUCGUUGGCAUUUUGGGCGCAGUGCAACAGGGAAUCGUCGACGACGAUGACCCGCAAUCCAGCUACCUGCUCCACUGUUGGGGACGUAUGUGCCGCGUUCUUGGUCAGGACUUCGUCCCUUACCUUCAGACCGUCAUGCCCCCUUUGAUGAAGCUUGCACAGGCCAAGGCUGAUAUCCAGCUGCUCGAUGAUGCCGAGAACGUUGCACAGAUCGAACAGGAAGAAGGCUGGGACCUUGUGGCUCUCAAGGGCAAAUACAUCGGUAUCAAGACCAGCACACUUGAUGACAAGUUCAUGGCCAUCGAGCUCAUCUCCGUCUACGCACAAAACUUGGACGCCGGAUUCGCGCCCUAUGUCCUAGAAGCUAUGGAGACUGUUGCUCUGCCCAGCUUGGCGUUCUUCUUCCACGACCCAGUACGCGUCGCUGCAGCCAAAGCCGUCCCCCAACUACUCAACUCAUACAAAGUUGCGUACGGGGUUGGCAGUGCCGAAUAUGCAAACCUGUGGAAGGGCACGAUUGAGAAGGUUCUCGAAGUCCUUGAGACGGAGCCCGCCAUUGAGACCCUGGCGGAGAUGUACCAAUGUUUCUACGAGUCUGUGGAAGUCUCUGGCAAGGACUGCAUGUCCAACGAGCACAUGUCCACUUUCAUCACCUCCGCUGAGACCGUCCUGAAGGACUACCAGACCCGUGUGACCGAGCGCGCCCAGGAGGCCGCCGAGCGCGAUGACGGCGAGGAGCCCUCCGAAGCCUUCGAAUUCGCCGUCGAGGACGAUCAGACCCUCCUCUCCGACAUGAACAAGGCCUUCCACACCCUCUUCAAGCACCAGUCCACCUCCUUCCUUCCCCACUGGGAGCGCCUGUUGAGCUACUACGCCCACUUCGUCGCCUCCCCCGACGACCCCACCCAGCGCCAAUGGGCCCUCUGCAUCCUCGACGACGUCCUCGAGUUCUGCGGUCCGGCCUCCUGGCACUACCACACGCAUAUCGUCCAGCCGCUCGUCACCGGCAUGCGCGAUGAUGCCCCCGCCAACCGUCAAGCCGCCUGCUACGGCGCCGGUGUGGCCGCGCACAAGGGCGGCGAGCCCUGGGCGGAAUUCGCCGCUGGAUCUCUCCCCAUCCUCUUCAGCGUCGUCGCCAGACCGGACGCCCGCAGCGAAGACGACGUCUUUGCGACCGAGAACGCCUGCGCAAGUAUCGCCAAGGUCCUCCACUUCAACCGCUCCAAGGUGGAGAAUGUGCAGGAGUGCGUGAACGCCUGGGUCGACACGCUCCCCGUGGUGAACGACGAGGAGGCCGCGCCUUUCGCGUAUGGUUUCCUCGCGGGAUUGAUCGACGAUCAAAACCCCGCCGUCCUCGCCAAGGCCUCCCAAUGCUUCACCCACAUCGCCCAAGCCCUCGAGGCCGAAACCCUCCAAGGCGCCUCCGCCCAGCGCGCCGUCGAGGCCGGCAAGAAACUCAUCGCCAUGGCCGGCCUUGACGCCCAUGUCCUUUUGGCGGGACUCCCGCCGGAGACGCAGGGCGUCGUUCGGGCGUUGUUCGGGUAGAGGGAUGCGUGCGUGAGCGGCGUAGUAGUGUCGGAGGGAAUUUUGGGUAGGAAGUCGCGAGGGAAGAGAAGAAGAAGAAGAAGAAGAAGAAGAGGGGGAGGAGGAAACGUGGAUCGUUGCUCGCUCGUAGGAUCUGGUGGGAUUAUGGGAAACUUGUCCUUUCAUUAGGUAUCAUAAUCGGAAAGAUUUCC